GAGUUAUUACGUGUGUAUCUUCCAUAUAUAAAUUAUUUUGAGGUCACUAAAGAGGCUCUCAGUUCCUGUGAUCGUCAGUUCCCAAGGUUUCAUGCUUUCCUUAAGUGUAAUGAGUCCAAACCAGAGUGUGGCCGCCAGACACUAUCAGAACUACUGAUAACACCAGUACAAAGAAUACCAAGGAUCAUAUUAUUACUACAAGAUUUAUUAAAGCGUACUGAUACUGGCCACAUUGAUUACAAGCAGUUGGAGGAAUCAGUUGAAAAACUUAAGAAUGUAAUGGAACACAUAAAUGAAGACAAGAGGAAGACAGAGAAGCAGAUGCACAUGUUUGAACUUAUACGUGACAUUGAAGACGUCCCGGCGACGGUCCUUUCAUCUCAUCAUUGGUUUAUUUCAAGACAUGAUGUGUUGGAGUUAAAUAUUAGCAAUAAUGGAAAGACUAAUAAACCAUUGUCUAUAGCAUUGUUCCUCUUCUCUGACAGCAUUGAGUUUAAUUUGGUAAGACAGUCUGAUCAAUCUCAAUUACUAAUACCAUUACUUCAUGAUCCUAAGACUAACAAUAAUUUUGUACCAAAGCGUACCUCUCCAGUAUCAAGGACUGAUCUAUCUCUCUCUCUUCAGUUUGUGUAUUGA
Messenger RNA from Amphimedon queenslandica, 636 nucleotides. Its product is annotated as protein ECT2-like. Gene Ontology annotation, molecular function: guanyl-nucleotide exchange factor activity; GTPase activator activity. The record is from RefSeq and is a predicted model, not a curated record. Gene Ontology annotation, cellular component: cell cortex; nucleus. Gene Ontology annotation, biological process: regulation of cytokinesis, actomyosin contractile ring assembly; mitotic cytokinesis; activation of GTPase activity. Bases 280 to 636 code for a protein of 118 amino acids. NCBI's taxonomy places the organism in Eukaryota, Metazoa, Porifera, Demospongiae, Haplosclerida, Niphatidae. The transcript is spliced from 5 exons.